Messenger RNA from Staurois parvus, 382 nucleotides. The record is from the annotation of a GenBank genome assembly. Lineage: Eukaryota; Metazoa; Chordata; Amphibia; Anura; Ranidae.
CUCUGGUCAUCUCCCGUGCUGUGUCCACAGUCUCUGGUCAUCUCCUGUAAUGUGUCUGCAGUCUCUGGUCAUCUCCUGUACUAUGUCUGCAGUCUCUUGUCAUCUCCUGUACAAUGUCCGCUGUCUCUGGUCAUCUCCUGUACUGUGUCUGCAGUCUCUGGUCAUCUCCUGUAAUGUGUCCGCAGUCUCUGGUCAUCUCCUGUACUAUUUGCAGUCUCUGGUCAUCUCCUGUACUGUGUCCACAGUCUCUGGUCAUCUCCUGUACUACAGCUGCAGUCUCUGGUCAUCUCCUGUACUACAGCUGCAGUCUCUGGUCAUCUCCUGUACUAUGUCUGCAGUCCAUUGGUUCAGAAUAUUUUUUUUUCUUGUUUUCCACCUCUAA